Molecule: messenger RNA, 471 nt
Organism: Lolium perenne
Lineage: Eukaryota; Viridiplantae; Streptophyta; Magnoliopsida; Poales; Poaceae
Source: RefSeq, a predicted model, not a curated record
CAGUCAGUACCCCCGUCUUGUGCCGCGGUUCCCUCUUGUGAGUAUGGAUGACCCCUUCAUCCUCUACUUCGUGUUGAAUGAUUGCCUCACUUCAGCCCUUGACAAUUCGAAGAUAUGGAUAGUCACUCUCGACAUGAAGAGCAGGACCAUCCUGCGAUGUGAUGGUAUUGGAGCGUACCCAUCCGACGGUGAUGCCGGCAUGGCCUCUUACAACAUCUUUGGCAACUGUGGCUUCUUUCCCAGCGAAUUCUCCAAGUACCUGAAGAAGCUCUCCACGAGGGACACUGAUGAGGCCCCGUCUACUGUUGUGCCACCAUGUCGAUUCUUCUACGUGGGCACAAUGAAAGUGCAUAUCUAAUUUCCAAGCAUUCGAUUCUUCUACGUGUAGCAUCAAAGAUGGGGAAACAACGUUAAUUUGAUCAUUUACGCUUUAUCACACACUGCUCUCUUGGAGAAAAAGUACACUUCCUG